Molecule: messenger RNA, 1675 nt
Organism: Engraulis encrasicolus (European anchovy)
Lineage: Eukaryota; Metazoa; Chordata; Actinopteri; Clupeiformes; Engraulidae
Gene: serpinh2
Product: serine (or cysteine) peptidase inhibitor, clade H, member 2
Exons: 5
Biological process (GO): collagen fibril organization
Cellular component (GO): endoplasmic reticulum
Molecular function (GO): serine-type endopeptidase inhibitor activity
Source: RefSeq, a predicted model, not a curated record
CUCUACAACACGCUGUUCUCGCCUCUGGUGCUGGCCGCGUCGCUGGAGACGCUGGGAGAGACGGCCCGAGGCGCCACCGCCGAUCACAUCCGGAGGGUGCUGAGGUCCUCCAGCCAGAAGGAGGCGCCGUCAGCAGCCAGCUACCCCCAGGCACUACGGUCGGCGGUGGACUCCAACCUCACCGCCUUCACCCUGAGAGCCGCCUCGGCGCUGUUCACCAAACAAGUCGCCGCCCUGGACCAGAACUUCCUGAAGAGGGCCAGGAGCGGCGGCGUCGGGCGAAUCGGGUUGAACCACGUGGCGCUGGGCUCAGGGGGCAAGAAGCCGGACUCUGCUACCUUCCACACCUGGGCACAGGGGGCUACCGGGACGGACAACGUGGCCCAGCUGAGCAAGGAGCCACAGGCCCAGAGCGGAGCGCUCGUCCUGGCUAACGCCCUGCGGAUUAAAGGACUCUGGGAGAAAGGUUUUGGGGAGUCCAGUGAAGACCUGCGCACUUUCCUGGGAGUGAAAUACACCAGAGUACCCCUCAUGCACCGCUCAGGUAUCUACCGCCACUACGAGGACGUGGCCAACAUGGUGCAGGUGCUGGAGCUGGGUCUGAGAGGGGGAGAGGCCAGCAUGCUGAUCCUGCUGCCCUUCCUGGUGGAGAAGCUGGAGCGGCUGGAGAAGCUGAUCACCCUGGAGCAGCUGCAGAGCUGGCACAGCAAGCUGACGGACACCAGCCUGGCACUCUCACUGCCCAGAGUCACCCUCAGGAGCUCACUCAACCUACAGGCUGCGCUGACGACCCUGGGCCUGGUGGACGUGUGGACCCAGGGCAAGGCCGACUUCUCGGGCCUGGGGGGAGCCAAGGGCCAGAUGCACCUGGGAGGGGUGCUGCACUGGGCCUCCCUGGAGUUCAGCCCCGACUCAGGACACAAGAAGGAGGCGAAAGACGGGGAGGAGGCGACGGUGGAGGAGGAAGAGGAGGAGGAUGUGGACGUCAGUCCUAAAAUGUUCUAUGCGGACCACUCGUUUGUGGUGAUGGUGAUGGACAAGGCGUCGGGAGCACUGGUGCUCAUGGGAGCCAUGGAUGUGGCCGAGGGCCGGAGCCUGCACGACGAGCUAUGAGGAGGAUGCUGACACACAGACACAUUCACAUGACAAACAUACUCAUGCACUUGCGCACACACACACACAUGCUUGCGCACACACACACACACGGCACGCAGGCAGGCAGUACGGCAGGCAGGCAGGCAGGCACGCACGCAAGCACACACACACACACUCUUAACCCAUUUUCAACAACCUCAACCCAUACUCUUUUUUCAUACCACUCGCAUACAGAACGCUAAAUAUAUUAAUACAUAGAUAAUAAAUACAUAGAUAGAUAUAUACUAGAUACACGUAGAUAGAUGGAUAGAUACUAGAAAGAAAGAAAGAAAGAACAACUGAACGAAAGAAAGAACAGGUGAAUCAGUAUUGAUACCUGCCCUUUCGAUAGUCACCAAAGGAGUGUAUGCAUCAGCGGGUGAGGAAGUUGCCAACUCAGAUGUGAGAGCCACUGCCUCAUCAGCACCUCUCAAUUGCACUGUCAUGGACUAUCUCUGAAGUGCACACACACACACACACACACACACACACACACACACACACACACACACACACACACACACACACACACACACACACA